Menidia menidia (Atlantic silverside) is the source of this 741-nucleotide messenger RNA. Lineage: Eukaryota; Metazoa; Chordata; Actinopteri; Atheriniformes; Atherinopsidae. The record is from the annotation of a GenBank genome assembly.
AACAACACAUCAUGGCGGCCAGAGUCAUGUCGAGAAUGUACUUGUUUUAGUGAUGUGGCCAUCUGCAGACCCAUCCACUGCCCCAACCCCCAAUGUGACUUUCAAAGGGGGGAACGUUUGAGGAUCCCCGCCAACAAAUGCUGUCCAGAGUGCAUUUCCUUGUCUCACGACUCCUGCCAGUAUGAAGGGGUUACCUAUGGACAUGACAGCCAGUGGAGCCCCUCACCCUGCUCGGUGUGCGUUUGCUCUGAAGGCAGAACCACCUGUAGCGCCCUCCCCUGCCCCCAGCUCACCUGUCUGGGGGAUCAGACUCCGUUUGUCCCAGCUGGAGAGUGCUGCCCCAAGUGUGGCCACAAUGGAGAAUCUUGCCCUUGGCAGGGAAUCGUCUACAGGGAUGGUGAGGAGUGGAAACCCAGCCUCUGCUCCAGAUGUGUGUGCAGCAACGGGACGGCCCAGUGUUCAGUGGUGGAGUGUCAGCAGGUGGCCUGCAACCCACGUGAGAACCUGGUAAUCCAACCAGGCCAGUGCUGCCCUCAGUGUGUGUCCAAUCCUUGUCUCUUUGCUGGGAAACAGUACCAGUGCUGUGAGGAAUGUGCUCCUGCCAAAGGAAGCUGCCUGUAUCAGGAUGCAGUACACUACCACGGAGACAUGUGGAACAGCACGGACUGCGAGUUCUGCACCUGUAGCCUGGGUCAGGUCCUCUGCCGGAAAGCUGAGUGUGGACGAGUCGAAUGCCGACAG